AUGGGGAUGACGACCGAAGAAGCUAUAAAAGGCUACGAAGACUUUGCAGAAACAGUGUUCAGAAAAAGCAACCGACGGCUCCUGGAACGCACAUUCAAGGAAAAAACGCUCGAGAAGGUCAUCCGGGACAUUGUCGCCGCGAGGGCGCUGAAGACGACUGUCAUGAUUGACGAAACAAGAGACCGGAAUAGCCUCGGCCACGCCUUUGUAUGCUCCGUGCCGAGAAGCAACAUGUUCGAGGCGUAUCUGUUCCGCACUUACAGGGGCAAGUCCAACCACGCGCACAAUGUCGAAAUCUGGGAGGCUGCGCGGGCGACGUCCUCGGCUCCUGGCUUCUUCAACCCCAUACACGUCAAGGUCGAGGCCGUGAAGGAGUACUACUACGACGGCGCGCUGGCCUACAACAAUCCCGCCAAGCUCGUCCUCGACGAGGCCGACUCAUACCUGGGCUCCGACCGGAAGCUGGGAUUUCUCCUGAGCUUGGGCACGGGGCUCAAAAUUACGGAUAAGGCGUUCAAGGUCGAGGCUGAUGCGGAAAAGGCGGUAGAGCACGCCCUUGAGUUGACAAAGAGGCCUGUUCGGACGCUCAGCGGGUCUCUGCUGUCCCGCGACAGCUUGUCUGUAUAUAAACACAUCAAGACGUCGUUGACGGAUCCCGAACGCACUCACCAUGAACUCGACCAGUGGUUCCGCGCGAUUCCUAACGCUUACUUUCGACUCAAUCUGGACAAGGGCGCUGCAGAUAUCAAGCUGAACGAGUAUAAAAAGAUGAAGCUACUAAGGGAGGCGACGGAGAAGUAUCUGAAGAAGGACGAGGUAUCGGCUUCCAUUGACAAAAUCGUCAGCAUGUUACACAAGAAAGAGGGCGUUGAGAUGCCUCUAGAGGCUACUUGCCGUGCUACUUCAUAUGAAGCAUUCCGGCACGCCAUGGUCCAGGACGUCCGGCAAAGGACCAUAUCCAGCCCCCAGUUCACCGGGAGAGCCGCAAUUCUCGACAAACUUGAUAGACACUUUUGUGAACGGAAGCCUGGGUCGUCGCCUAGGAGGCUUCUCAGAAUUUGGGGCAUGGGCGGCGUCGGAAAGACGCAGAUCGCCUUGAAGUUCAGAGACCUGCAUGGCUCUCGGUUCGACCAUGUUUUCUGGAUUAACGCGGCCACCACGGACUCCAUCUACGAAAGUUUCCGAAAGGUGACAGCGCAGAUCUACGGCGGGAACCCCAGCAGACCCAACAUUACCGGCGUCCUCAACUGGUUGUCCCAAAACCGCCCAGAAGAGUGGCUUCUGGUCUUCGACAACAACGACUCUGACUCCGUCGACGUUAGCAAGUACAUCCCAGAAGGGAACACUGGUAACAUUCUCUUCACGAGUAGACGGAAGGACAUCAAGCCUACGUUGGAUCAUAAUCAGACGUAUGCUGUUGAUAUUAUGGACGAAAAGGACGCUGUGGCAUUGUUGUUGCGGUCAUCGAAGCUGGAAGACCAGCUACUGUACAAUGAUGAUCAGCAGUACGUUGGCCAAAUCGUUAAGGAACUCGGCUACCUACCGCUGGCCAUCGACCAGGCCGGUUCUUACAUCGACAUGCAAGAGUGCACCUUCAAAGACUACGUGUUCGAGUUCCGAAGUGGGCGGAAGCAGCUGAUGGAAGAUGCGUCGAUGGGCCGCGGCGCUUUCCACGAUAACCCAGCCGUGUAUGGAACUUUGGAGUUGUCUUAUGCGGCAUUGCAGAAGAAAUCCAAGGAGGAUAACCGCGAAGGACGAGCUGCUCUCAAUGCACUCCGGAUCCUCUGCAUCUUUUGCUUCUACCACAACGAGAACCUCAUGGAGCAGAUACUUGAGCGGGCUGCCACCGACAAAAGGUUUGAAGCAGACUAUCUAGGGGACGACGGCGGCGGUAUUGCCCCACUGCCUUUGAUCGGUCCUAUGCAGGAAGGCGAAUGGGAUCCCGCGAACUUCAGGGACGGAAUCCGCAUCCUGAAGAGCUACUCUUUGAUCAAGAAGUCUGCCAUGAACGAAAAAUGGCAUUCCAUGCAUGUUCUCGUGCACUCCUGGGCUCGAGAUCGCAUGGAUCCGGAGACAUUCGUCUUUCAACGCAGAGCUGCGCGCUUGCUGCUUUUCUUCAGUGUUCGAAGACAAGACAAGCUCAGUGACGAGCUCUAUGCUAGUCAGGUCCUGCCACACUUGCGAGCGUGUCUCGGACACAGGGGAGAAGAAGAUCUCGAGUGGAUGCGGCGGACGGAGCAUGAGGGGAAGUUCGCGAGAGCCCUUGUUGAGCUAGGCCUUUGGCAGGACGCCACCGCACAGUGGGAAGCUAUACUUGCCGACAGAGAACAGCACCUCGACCGCACAGAGUGGCCGGUCAUUUCGGGCAUGUGGGACUUGGCAAAAGCUUACCGGGACUGGGGCCGUCUGGAGAAGUCGGAGAAGGUCUUUGAAGAGAUCAUAACGCUUUUGCCACAAUGUCCGCAGAAGAGGAUGGCUGCCCUGAAGUUGUGGGACAUCCACAUCGACCUCAGCAAAGUCUAUCUUCAACAGGCCAGGUAUUUGGCGGCAAAGAAUCUGUUGUUCUGGAUUCUUGAGACUGUGGAGAGCUAUGGCUGGACUUCGGGUAGCUUCCGCCGAACCGUCACGACGCUUGCGACGGCGCUGCGGUUGAAUGGAGAAACGGAGGCAGCGCUCGGGGUCGAAAGCUUCAUCCUCCAUCGUUGUAUCGACGACGCGAACAUUGGCCCCGGCCACCGAAUCACGAUGGGUUGCAUCAGCAACAUUGCCGCCCUGCGCUGCGAGAUGGGACUCUACGAGAAGGCGGACGAGAUGUGGCGUGAGGUGCUCGACAUUGACGAGGACCUGAGAGGAAAGGAACACCCCAUUACAUUGAAUUCGAAACGCAAUGUGGCGACGGGGUGCGCGAAGUUGGAGAAAUUAUGGGAGGCCGAAGAUAUACUCCGGGAAGUGUUGGUAGUCAGCGAGCGUGUUCUGGGGACAGACCAUCUCGAUACGCUGACGACGAUGGACCAGCUUGCCGGUGUGCUUGUACAGCGAGGCAAAACAGAAGAAGCGGAGGAAUUGUGGAGGUCCUGUCUCAGAGGGAGAAAGGUGUGGCUGGGAGAGCAGCAUCCAUUGACACAAAGGACGGAGAAAGCGCUUUCACGGGUUGCUGAGGGGACGAUGGUGCUUGUGCAGGAAGACUUCCAAAACGACGGCUUCUUGUCUUAUGGAGACAGCAACUAUGUUUCCCAAGCUGAGCGCGAUACCUAUUUGUAUUAG
Colletotrichum chrysophilum is the source of this 3264-nucleotide messenger RNA. RefSeq lists its product as uncharacterized. The record is from RefSeq and is a predicted model, not a curated record. Gene Ontology annotation, biological process: arachidonate metabolic process. Bases 1 to 3264 code for a protein of 1087 amino acids. Lineage: Eukaryota; Fungi; Ascomycota; Sordariomycetes; Glomerellales; Glomerellaceae. Gene Ontology annotation, molecular function: protein binding; ADP binding. The transcript is spliced from 3 exons. Gene Ontology annotation, cellular component: membrane.